This is a messenger RNA of Sturnus vulgaris (Common starling), 1018 nucleotides long. NCBI's taxonomy places the organism in Eukaryota, Metazoa, Chordata, Aves, Passeriformes, Sturnidae. The record is from RefSeq and is a predicted model, not a curated record.
AUGUUACAAGAGCUGAGAGGCCCGUGCUCCCCGGCACCCUCCUUCCCGGCAUCUCCGAAACAAGGCAGGAUGACUAAGGCCCCUUUCUCCGUGGAAUGGUUGUCCCAGAGCAGCCAAGCUCUCAAGAGUCCCACCAGGGGCUCUCCACACCGAGCAUCGUCCGCGGGCCACCGGCCCGGCUCCGCCUCCAGCCUCGGCCGGAGCGAGCAGAGCCAGGAUCAGCCGGCGGGUCCGCGGGACGGGAGCGGCGGCAGGAGCAGGGAGCGCGUGGAGGCCACUCCCGCCGCAGCAGGCGAGAAGCCAUCGGGAGCGGGGCAGCCCGUGUCGGAAGAGGGUCCCGAGUGUCCGGGCCCCGAGGAGCCCUGCGGGCGCGGCGGGCGGCGGCUGCGCACGGCGUUCAGCGCGGAGCAGAUCAGCACCCUGGAGAGCUCCUUCCAGCGGCAGCAGUACCUGGGCGCCGCCGAGCGCCGGCAGCUGGCGGGCAGGAUGCGCCUCUCCGAGGUGCAGAUCAAGACGUGGUUUCAGAACCGGCGGAUGAAGCUCAAGCGGCAGCUGCAGGAGUUGAGGACGGAGCCCUUCUGCAGCCCCGCUCUCCCUUACGGACCCCAGGGCGCUGUGGUGCCCUUGCCGCUCACGUACGUGGCCCGGCCACCGCCUCUGGCCCGGCAAGGGGCCGCCUCUGAGGGCUGCCCUUUGACGGCCCUGCCGGCACCCGCCCUGGACCUCAGCAGCGCCUGCAGAGCACAGCCGGUUGCGUUUUGGGCAGCACCCUGCUUUGUUGGGUACCGGGACCCCAGAGCUUUCUUGCUGGGUGUCUGACCCUCUGAUACGAACUGUGACUAAAGAGGAUUUGCACUACUGAUAGAUAUCUGGGCUGCCCUCGUCUGUAACUGCCUGGUGGAGUUAAGAUGCAGCAGCGAUCUAAACAUUUACAAAGACAUGCUGGACAAUCUGAAUCAUGGACUUCAGGCUCUUGCAUUUAUAGGCAACUGUAAAAUAUAAAUGGGGUGGGACAAAC